Sarcophilus harrisii (Tasmanian devil) is the source of this 1143-nucleotide messenger RNA. It is a transcript of the gene C4H1orf146, whose product is annotated as chromosome 4 C1orf146 homolog. Gene Ontology annotation, cellular component: chromosome. The transcript has 6 exons. Bases 518 to 1063 code for a protein of 181 amino acids. NCBI's taxonomy places the organism in Eukaryota, Metazoa, Chordata, Mammalia, Dasyuromorphia, Dasyuridae. The record is from RefSeq and is a predicted model, not a curated record. Gene Ontology annotation, biological process: reciprocal meiotic recombination; synaptonemal complex assembly.
GGAUUCGAGGCCCGCAGGGUGGUCCAGGCCCGACGUCCGCUAACUCGCCAGGAGCGCCGGCUGAAGCCGACGAAGCCAUCACCGCGAACUACUGAACAAACUCAGGGGAGAUCCGGGAGAACCUGCACGUUCUCGGCAGCCCCCCUUCUCCCCCGCCCCAGCACGUGCUGGUUGGUGGGCCCGUUUCCACCACAGCCCCGGGGGUCUCAGGCGCUGGAGGCCAGGAUGCCCUAAAUGGGCAGAGGAAGUUCCUCCUCCGAACAAGACGCGGUCGGGCUCCCAGCCCUGCUGCUUCAGUGCUUCUCCCUUUGUGUUCAGGGCUUCCCUUUUAGCGUUUUCUGAUUAAAAAGAAUCAAAAGCAACCGCUCCGAUUCUGCACAGGCCAUGGUCUGGAAAUCAGUGCCCGAAUUCAGGAAAAGCCGUAGCUUGAGGGGAGCGUGAAAAAGUGAAAGGUCUUUUCUCCGCAGUUUCCCAGAAGGUUGCUGUAGCUUUGGAUAGACUCUAGGUCCACAGAAAGAUGACAGAAAGUAAUGGAAAGGAAAAAGCUAAAUGGAUUACAACUAUAAUUAUGAGCUCAUCUCUUCAGAGUCAUGAAGUUGCAGCUAUCUUAAAAAAUGAGAAUCACAAAAUUCGUUAUUCAAAUUCAGUAGAACCUGGAUCCAUUAUUUUUUCUCUUUCUGGGGUUGCGUUUUUACUGCUCGACGCCCAGGACUGUUUGAUGACAUCUGAGGAAACCCUUUGGGCCCAGAUUGAGAAGUUCAUGAAGAUCCACCGGAACAGCUUUUUGGCCCUCCCGGCAGCCCUCCACGGCCCCGCAGAAUGGAAGCUGAUGUACAGGAUCCAGCAGAGAUUCCUGGGUGAUAAUUUACGUGUUGUCCCAGUCCACAACCCAUUAGAGGCCGUCAGACUUAUGACCACCAUCGCCAAGAGCACUGGCAAACCACAUACUGACAACAUUCAGUACAGAAUGAUUGUGGCCAAAGCCCAAAUUAUAGAGCAAAGUCCUGUUUGGAAAAGACUUCAGAAGAUACAACUGGGCUGUGAUCCCCUUAAUAUGAAUUAGUGGUGUUAUUAAAACUUGGCUAUUUGUUUUCUUCAAAGCGAAGUUCAUCUCAUUUUGUUCACAUAAAAAUAGUGACCUAA